Messenger RNA from Argentina anserina (silverweed cinquefoil), 2823 nucleotides. Its product is annotated as putative serine/threonine-protein kinase-like protein CCR3. Gene Ontology annotation, biological process: protein phosphorylation. Gene Ontology annotation, molecular function: ATP binding; protein serine/threonine kinase activity. The record is from RefSeq and is a predicted model, not a curated record. NCBI's taxonomy places the organism in Eukaryota, Viridiplantae, Streptophyta, Magnoliopsida, Rosales, Rosaceae. The transcript has a single exon. The coding region runs from base 505 to 2778 and encodes 757 amino acids.
ACAACCACAACUUCAAUGAUAAACUUAGGGUACAAAUUGGCAGAUCGUAAACAUAUGAACAUAUUUAGCAAAAUAGAGAAACUCGCCAAAUCUGAAGAAAACAACAACUGUUUAGAAUCCUGAGCAAUUCAGCAAUGUAUGAUCCCAACAAUGAGAAGUACAGAUCAUCAACAACCAAAUAUUAGUAACAACGCAAGUAGACGUACGAGACAUAAGGUCCCAAAAUCAUUUUGUAAGCUAAACAUUGUCGGAUGUUCAGUAGCUUAGGGAAAAAGAAAGAUAAGACUGUUUCAACGGGUAGCAGAACAAGUUCUGAUACACAGUUAGGACUUGAGAAUUUUCAAUUGCCAAUGGCUGUUCCUCUCUUUAGCUCAACAAUAAGACCCCACACGCUUCACACCUUCCAUAUAUUACUCUUCCAUAUAUUGCUUUCAUCCCUCUCUCUUUCCUAAUGAAGAAUUUAAAACCAGAAACUUUCACUUCCCCAUGACCAAAUCGCCGUAAAUGGCACUUGUAUAUGUCUUCAUCUUCUUCACAACCUUCUUCUCUUUGCUGACACCCAACGGUGUAGUUGUCAAUGGCCUCGGAUUAGCUUCCACCACUGCCAUUGUAUAUGGCACUUCAACUAUCUGUGGCAUUGUAGCCAACCACCGAACACAGUUUAUACAAUGCUACCAAAACAACCGGACUAUUUUAGUUCAACCCUCUGUCUCGUUUGAAGCAAUAUCUGGUGGGAAGACCUUCUUUUGUGGUCUCCGGUCCGGUGGCUUUAGCCUUUUCUGCUGGGACACCAGCUCAGUUAGCUUCAAUCCUAGACGUAUAUACCACAGUAAUGACGUACGGUUGACUGAUCUAACGGUUGGUGAUGAUCAAGUUUGUGCCAGAGAGGUCAACUCCAGCAUAGUCAGGUGCUGGAGAGGAGGGGCUUUGUUUCACUCACCUGGGGAGGCAUUGAAGUUCAAGUCAGUCACAUCUGGAAGUGGCUUCUCAUGUGGGAUUUUGAUGGAUGGAAGCAGAGUCCUCUGUUGGGGUAAUGGUAUUGGAGCUGAGAUUCAAAGAGGGUUUGAGAAUAUGUCAAUGUCGAGCCUAAUCGCUGGAGAGUCUCAUGCUUGUGGCUCAAGGAAAAGUGGAACUUGGGUCUGCAAAGGGAAUAAUGAUUCCGGGCAAUUGAAUGUACCUUAUGGUGCUUCAUUUUUCAUGUUUUCAGGCCUUGCAUUGGGAGCAAAUUUUACUUGUGCUAUAAGGCAAAGCAAUGGUUAUAUUGUAUGCUGGGGUCAUAAUGUUUUUGUUGGAAAUGUUUCGUUUGAGUCGAUUGUUGCAGGUUUGAAUUUUGUAUGUGGACUAACAAGAAGUAAUCUUUCAGUCAUUUGUUGGGGACCAGGAUGGUCUAGUUCUGGAAAUCAUGUUACUUUGGGAUCGAUCAUUCCAGGUCCAUGCGUACAAACUUCAUGCAGUCGCUGUGGUUUGUACCCAAACUCGGAUACUCUUUGUGGUGGGUCGGGGAACAUAUGCAACUCAUGCCAGGCUGAGCUUCCAGUUGUAGUGCCUUUGCUCCCAAGAAGUCCACUGGAACAAGGUUCUUCACCAUCCAUAGGAAGAAAUAAGCUUCUGUUGACUUUCAUGAUAGUUGGAUCCAUUGGGGGUUUUGCGGGAUUUUGCACUAUUAUUUUCUGCAUAUGGAUUAGACUAUGCAGUUCUUGGUUCAACAGUCCGGAGUCUGAGCAACUCAUAAGUGCUGCAGACCGCAAUUUCGGUGCUGCGGUUGAGAUCCAAACUGUUCCUGGUGCUCCCUCACAGCACUUGAGAAGUAGUUCAUCAUCAAAGCAUGCAUAUAAGACUGAAGAAUUUUUACUAGCAGAACUUUCUGCUGCCACUAAGCAUUUCUCAAUCCAAAACAAGAUCGGUGAUGGGAGCUUUGGUAUUGUAUACAGAGGCAAGCUCUCCGAUGGUCGCGAAGUGGCCAUCAAGAGAGCAGAUACUAGUACAAAAACCAAGAAAUUCCAGGAGAAAAGAAGUGCAUUUGAUUCUGAACUAGCAUUGCUGUCUCGGCUUCACCACAAGCAUCUGGUAAAGCUAGUGGGAUCAUGUGAAGAUAAAGAUGAGAGGCUUUUGGUCUACGAGUACAUGAGCAACGGUUCACUUCAUGAUCACUUGCAUAACAAGAAGAAUGUGGAGAAAAAUAGCAGCAUUGUGAACUCUUGGAGAACGAGGAUGAGAAUAGCAUUGGAUGCUGCAAGGGGGAUUGAGUAUCUUCACACUUAUGCGGUGCCUCCAAUAAUUCACCGAGACAUCAAGUCUUCUAACAUUCUCUUGGAUGCAGACAUGACAACAAGAGUAUCUGAUUUCGGGCUGUCAUUGUUGGGGCCAGCAUCUGAUCAAGAAAUCAUGUCAUCAAAGGCGGUUGGGACAGUAGGUUACAUUGAUCCUGAGUACUAUAUACUAAACGUUUUGACAGCAAAGAGCGAUGUCUAUGGCUUUGGAGUGGUAUUGUUGGAGCUUUUGACAGGGAAGAAGGCUGUUUUCAAUGACAGUGAAGAAGGAACAGACCUAAUUGGUUUGGUGGAAUAUUCAGGGACAAGGAUAAUGGCAGGAGAGCUGCAAAGCUUGUUGGAUAAAAGGGUUGGGCAACUGGAACCAAACGAGGUCGAAGCACUUCAGCUGGUGGCUUAUACUGCUAUGCAUUGUGUCAAUUUAGAGGGGAAAGAAAGGCCUGGUAUGACUGACAUCGUUGCCAAUUUGGAGAGAGCAGUUGCUCUUUCUGAACAGGAACCUAGCUAGUAGCUUCUCUACCUCCACAAUUUUCUUUCCUCGCUGUAAAAUUGU